AUGAUCAGCAGGAACAGAACAUGGCCUAAUGACAUGCUGCUGGAUUUCAGCGAUAUAAAACCUCAAAACUAUGCUAUUGGACUUGGUCCAAAGGAGUCAACAAUAUAUAUGCUCGAUUUUGGUAUUGCAAGGAAAUUUACUGAAGGAGAGACGAUGAAAGUGAAGUUACCACGGAUUAAAGUGCAUUUCCUCGGAACUCUGAGAUUUGCAUCGCGAGCAUGUCAUAAGCAGAUUGAGCAAGGACGCAAAGACGAUUUGGAAUGCUGGCUGUAUAUGUGCUUCGACUUAUUUGACGACGACAAGGGUUUGCCAUGGAAGAGGUGCGAGCGUGAUGAGAUCCUGACCAUGAAGCAGAAGUUUUUCAAACUUGAAAUAAGUUCCUGCUACUCGAUAGUUCCAGAAGAUUUCAAGCGAAUUGUUCAGUAUAUCGAUGGGCUGAAGUACGCUGAUGAACCAGAUUACGUAUACUCGAAUUCUCUAGCAGCUAUAGCCAAAGAAGCCAGGGUAGACUUCAACAAGCCACUCGACUGGAUCGGAAUCACCUCCAAGAAACGAGAGAAGCAGAAAUCGGCUAGCGAGGAGACAUCCAUGCAACAAGCAAAGAAGAAAUACGGCUCAGGAGAAAGAAGAAGACACAAGGAAAGGAGUGAUUCAAGAGUUCUCGAGUCAAGAAACGAUGACGUGUACGUGUUUCACUGCAGAUUAAUCAAUAGUGAGUUU
Molecule: messenger RNA, 720 nt
Organism: Ostertagia ostertagi
Lineage: Eukaryota; Metazoa; Nematoda; Chromadorea; Rhabditida; Trichostrongylidae
Source: the annotation of a GenBank genome assembly